UCAGGAAGAUGACAGAUGCAGGGAAAAGAUGCUGUUUUGCACUAUCUUGAUUUGUUACAGCAGCCAACUUAUUGGCAUGAUGGAGUGACAAGAAAAGCAGCUGGCAUGGAAGAUGAAAGGGAAGAUGUUCAAAAGAAAACAUUCACAAAGUGGGUAAAUGCACAGUUUGCUAAGUUUGGGAGGCACUAUAUUGAAGACCUAUUUAAUGAUUUUCGAGAUGGACGAAGACUUCUGGAGCUCCUUGAAGGUUUUACAGGCCAAAAACUUGCAAAAGAAAAGGGUUCCACAAGAGUUCAUGCUCUGAACAAUGUCAACAAAGCACUGCAGGUCUUGCAGAAAAAUAAUGUUGAUUUGGUGAAUAUUGGAAGCACAGACAUAGUGGAUGGAAAUCAUAAACUGACCCUUGGAUUGAUCUGGAAUAUAAUUCUCCAUUGGCAGGUCAAAGAUGUAAUGAAAAACAUCAUGGCUGGGUUGCAACAGACAAACAGUGAAAAGAUCUUACUGAGCUGGGUCCGCCAGUCAACUCGCAAUUACCCGCAGGUCAAUGUUAUCAAUUUCACCACUAGCUGGUCUGAUGGAUUGGCUUUCAACGCUCUCAUCCACAGUCACAGACCAGAUCUAUUUGAUUGGAACAGUGUGGCUUGCCAACAGUCAGCUGUACAACGGUUAGACCAUGCCUUCAACACUGCCAAACGGCACUUGGGUAUUGAGAAACUCCUUGAUCCUGAAGUAUUUGGACACUCCUGAAGACAGGUCAUUUGGCAGUUCACUGAUGGAGGUAGAAGUGGACCUGGACAGCUACCAAACAGCUUUAGAAGAAGUACUCACAUGGCUUCUCUCUACUGAAGAUG
Messenger RNA from Chrysemys picta bellii (western painted turtle), 851 nucleotides. The record is from RefSeq and is a predicted model, not a curated record. NCBI's taxonomy places the organism in Eukaryota, Metazoa, Chordata, Testudines, Emydidae.